Molecule: messenger RNA, 120 nt
Organism: Funneliformis caledonium
Lineage: Eukaryota; Fungi; Glomeromycota; Glomeromycetes; Glomerales; Glomeraceae
Source: the annotation of a GenBank genome assembly
CUUGCAACAGUUUGGACAGCUCAUACAAAACAGCCUAUUUCUGCUAUUACUAUAUGCUGGAAUCUUAAGAAAGUUGGGCUUUCAUCUUGUAUACCUUGUAAAAAACCCGCAAUGACAGAA